Messenger RNA from Saimiri boliviensis boliviensis (Bolivian squirrel monkey), 4333 nucleotides. RefSeq names its product zinc finger protein 641 (gene ZNF641). Gene Ontology annotation, cellular component: nucleus; nucleoplasm. The record is from RefSeq and is a predicted model, not a curated record. NCBI's taxonomy places the organism in Eukaryota, Metazoa, Chordata, Mammalia, Primates, Cebidae. Gene Ontology annotation, molecular function: RNA polymerase II transcription regulatory region sequence-specific DNA binding; DNA-binding transcription factor activity, RNA polymerase II-specific. Gene Ontology annotation, biological process: regulation of transcription by RNA polymerase II.
GCCGCUGUCUCCGCCUGUAGCUGGCUCCGCCGGCCGCCGGCUCCCAGACACCAGCGGAGGGCGGAGGGGAGGGGCAGGAGGCGCCCGGGAGGGAGGCACCGGGCCGCGGGCCAAGCCGACCGUGGGUCACAAUUUGGGUCUGCAGCAAAAAUGCUUUCAGAACAGACAGCAGCUCUGGGGACAGGAUGGGAAUCAAUGAAUGUACAGCUGGAUGGAACAGAACCCCAGGUGGAAAGGGGAAGUCAGGAAGAGGGACCAUGGAGAACAGCCCCAGGUCCUCUGGAGCACCUGUGCUGUGACCUUGAAGAGGAGCCACAGUCCCUUCAGGAGAAGGCUCAGUCUGCUCCCUGGGUUCCUGCAAUUCCCCAGGAAGGGAACACUGGAGACUGGGAGAUGGCAGCUGCACUUCUCGCAGCUGGAUCACAGGGCCUGGUAACCAUCAAGGAUGUGUCACUGUGCUUCUCUCAGGAGGAGUGGCGGAGCCUGGACCCCUCUCAGACAGACUUUUAUGGAGAAUAUGUCAUGCAGGAAAACUGUGGGAUAGUAGUCUCUCUGAGAUUUCCAAUUCCUAAACUGGACCUGCUUUCUCAACUAGAAGGAGGAGAAGAACAAUGGGUCCCUGACCCCCAGGACUUAGAGGAGAGGGACAUUCUGAGGGUCACAUAUACAGGAGAUGGAAGUGAACAUGAGGUGGAUACCCCUGAACUAGAAGCAGAACCUCCCAGAAUGUUAUCCAGCGUGUCUGAAGAUACCAUUCUCUGGAACCCGGAGCAUGAAGAGAACUGGGAUUCUAUGCCCAGGAGCUCCAGAGGAAUGCUCCUGGGGCCCCCUUUUCUUCAGGAAGAUAGCUUCUCAAACCUGCUGUGUAGCACAGAGAUGGAUUCCCUGUUAAGACCCCACACAUGCCCCCAGUGUGGGAAACAGUUUGUGUGGGGUUCCCACCUUGCUAGGCAUCAACAAACACACACUGGGGAGAGGCCCUACAGCUGCCUCAAGUGUGAAAAGAGCUUUGGGCGAAGACAUCACCUUAUCAGGCACCAGAAAACCCACUUACAUGACAAGCCCAGCAGGUGCUCUGAGUGUGGUAAGAAUUUCCGAUGCAACUCCCAUCUGGCCAGCCACCAGAGGGUGCAUGCAGAAGGCAAAUCCUGCAAGGGCCAAGAGGUUGGCGAGAGCCCUGGUACAAGGAAACGGCAGCGUGCCCCACCAGUGCCAAAGUGUCACGUGUGCACUGAAUGUGGGAAGAGCUUUGGCCGAAGGCACCACCUUGUGAGACACUGGCUGACCCACACUGGGGAGAAGCCCUUCCAGUGCCCUCGCUGUGAGAAGAGCUUUGGCCGAAAACAUCACCUGGACAGGCACCUGCUGACCCACCAGGGACAAAGUCCCCGGAACAGCUGGGACAGAGGAACAUCUGCCUUUUGAAAUCUGUUUCCACUAAAGCUGUGGUCAAAUCUAUCAGCCGGUGCUACUAGGAGUCACUGCCAGGGCUGCCAUUCUCCUGAACCCCAGUGGCCAGAAUCAUGAGCCCUGACCCCAUCCCUAGAAAGAUGAGGUUCCAGCAAUGGCCAGAGCAUUUCUCACCAGUUCUGUGAGAUGGCACAUAAAAAUAGAGUUCUUUGGGCAACACUUUUGGGAAGCAGUGCAUACUAUGUGGGCUGAUAUUCAGCCUGAGCCAUUCUCAACAGGAGCGUGGUACUAGCAGUUUAUGGCUGAAAUCCAUUCUGAUUGGUUGGAGUCUAUGCUAUACCAGUUGUUAAAUAUUUUGAGUAUCACUCUUGCAUACUGUUACUAUUGUAUUUUCUAUAUAUAUAGAGAGAAAGGCCAUUUUAGCAUAUUAAAGGCUCUGAAAAUUUCUGCAGUAGAGCAUACUGAAGUUUCUAUUAAUGCAGUGUUUCCUAAAUGCAUUCGACCUCAGUAUCUUUUCUAUUUACAUCCCACAGAACUGGUGACUCCAUGAAACACACUCUGGCGAACACUGGGUUAGAGAAUAAUGAGGAAACGACAUAGUGAUCAGGCAUCCAGAGCCCCCUUUUUGAUCCAUAUGAAAGCUGGGGGGGUCAGUCCUUGUUGCUGUGUGGGUCUGUCUUCCUUAUCCCAAGCAGCAGUAUAUACAUCUAUACCUCUCACCCUCAACCUGCUGAAAAACAUAAUAAUCUUUUUAGUCCUUAUUCCUACUUCCUUCAUCCUGCACAUACAUAUAUCCAGCUGAGAGUGAUGCUACAAGGCUAAGAGAUGACCCAAUACCCCCAAAUAAUCCAGGCCCACACAGAAAAAAAAACUAUCCCCUUGAACAGACCCCUCUCUCCUCUUAACUGUCUUUAUGUGUCUGUGUGUAUUUGUGUGCAGGGUCUUUGAAGAGAGCAUGCUAUGUGCAAACUGUACAAGCUAGGUUUUCCAGGGGUUAUGUUCUGGGGAUGAGGGUAGUGGGGAUUAUAUGGGGUUUUUUCUUCAUUUUGUUUCAAGACAAAAAGCAGUCUGCUUAAGGGAGCACUACUGGAAAGGGUUAAAUGACAGGUUAAGUUGUGGGAGUUGAGUACAAAGCUUUCCUGGUAUUGCUGAGAUCAAAGCAAUUGUGGAUGUGUAUGUCUAGGUCUGAAUCUCUGGGCUGCAGAUUGCUUUUACCUGGGCAGAGAAAGAAAAGUCUUUGGGGAGGUGACCUGUUUCUUGUUGAUUUCAAGCAAGAGGCACAUAGAAACUUCAUAUUGAGUGGGGAUUUUGUUUUAAGUGCUGGAAAAUUAGGGCAGGAAUUACUGUGUUUGCAAGUUGUUGCCAUCACUCUUGUUUGAGUUUGAUUGCUUCAUCGAGGGGGAAGAAUUAUUCUUGAGGAUCUCAUUCUCUCAGAAACAGAGCUUUAGGGGAAAUGGCUGUGGCUUAGCUUUUCAUCUGAUGCAGGGUAAUGAGCUUUCUGGUUGGUUUUCCUUCAAUUCUAGCAAGGUGUCUACACUAAGACCCUUAACUCUAGGGUUUGCAUAAGUAUUCUAGCAUCCAUUAUUUGAUGAGUUGGUCAUUGUUUCUCUUUAUCAAUGAUUGUGUUAAUACCAGUCUUAUAAUUAAAAAUUAUCUUGUAUGUAAGAGCAGUUUGGGGUUCGGGAGGAAGAGCAGCAAAGUGGGAUAUUUUCUCUAUAAUGCUUAGAUACUCUUUCUUCCCUAAGAUGUAUUUCUCAGCCACAAUUGGUAGAGUGAACCAGAGAGGCAAGAGGAAGUGAGCUGCAACAGUUUAGUGACUCUCCCUUUUGUGUAGGAAAAACUGGGUGAAUCACAGCUCCUCAGAGUCUUGGACUCAACUAGAAUUGAAAACAGACUUAUUUUGCUGACUGGGCUUCUUAGAGUGUAUGUGACUUGAGCAGCUUGGCCCCUACCUCCCUUCUGCUACUCAGAGCAGCCUGCCUUCUUCAUUCUUCCUGGAAUGCACUUCUCUUGCUUAUUUCCUGUGAAUAAAGCAAAAUGGCAGGCCUUUGUAUGGCUGGACUUGCCCUAGGUCCUCAGAAACAGGAGCAUUUUAGUAUCAGUAUUAGGAGAUGCCCCAGGGAGAAUCAGUUUAAUUGAUAAAUCUGGACUCUGCUGCUUAUUUUACUCUCCCUCUUUAAUACUAAAAGCUCUGUGUAAGCAUUGGUUCAGAACCUGUCUUGGGUACAGACUUGUUGAAUCUGGGAGGAAACAGAAGUGCACUUUUUUUGAAAAAUAGACAUCUGUAAUUCACUCAGUUUUCCAUACACAUUUAGCAGGUUCAGGGCCCAUCUGUGAAAUCCCUAAACUACCUUCAAAGAAAGGGAGUUCCACAGACAAAUGGUUAUUAUAUAUUUGUGUCAGAAUUAGAAGGCAAAGGUCACUAAAUGUUUUAAGGUCUAAGAUACCAGAGGCAUUAGCAUAUAAGGAUAGAGUAUUGCUUGCAUUCUGCUCUAUGGUUUUCAGAAAUAUGCAGACAAAUCAGGUCCUCAUAAAUCUUGUUUGAAGGACUUGUGGGAAAGUGAUAUCCCUUACUAUUAGAUCAUGCCUCUUAAGAACUACAUGUUAACAUCUGGCCUUUUAUCUGUUUUAGUAACUGUAGGGAUAGAAAGUGAAGCCCCCAGAGUUAGGUACAACUAUAGCACCCAGUUGAAAGGCACCAUGGGUCUAAGGGCCUUCUGCAGAAGGGGCAAUCCUUUGGUUUGUUUUUGGUGUACCACUGUCUUUUCUACCUCGGUCCAACACCACCUCCCUUGGACAAAAAAUAAAACAAGCAACAGCCAUCAGAUGAGUGAAUAAAUUUGACUGAUUUUUCCCAUAGGGAAUCAGCCUCAAACUUUCAUGUUCCACCCUGUCUUCUUUAAAUAAAAAGAGUCUCUAUGUU